AUGACGUCCAACGUUGUGGGCCGGUGUUCAGGCGUGAGAAGCGGCGGUGGUUGUCGUUCUGAGUGGCCGGUAGUAUGGAGGAGCGAGCAUCGUUAGAGAGGCAGAUCCGUCUCCUCACCGCUCUUAUAACUAACCACAAGAAUGUCCAUGGAGAUGUACCUGCAUGCACAGAACCUAGUAACCCACAUGGGCAAGGGCCAUGGACUAGUUGUAAUUCUAAAUACAAAUCUGCCUGCUCACAGAAAGUUCCAGCGCAUCAUGGAUCAGAAGCCAGCAGCUCGUGGCGAACAAAAUACUCGCUGGUCAAUAAAAAACCCAUCAACACCAGUGGUGAGGCACCUGCUAAUGUUUCUCAAAGUGAGAUGAUGCCUCCUAAUCAACGUGAGAUGAGCAGUGUUGGCAAAUGUGCGGUGGGGGCUAGUGAAUCAGAAGAUGGUAGUUUAAGAGGCAAGUCCUACAGAACAGUUCAGGCUACUCUAAAAGCACAGUCCUUAUUGGCUCUGAAUUCUGAGCUUGCACUGAAAAACAAUAAGCUGUUAGCACUGAAGGAGAAGUUGCACAAAGUGAAAAUGGCCAGAAGGAUGGAUAAAAUAGGUGCCAUGACUUCGUUCUCUGCAGAAAGAUCUACCGAGGAAAGUGCGAGGAAGCAGGAUGAAGAAAUCAGAGCUCUGAAAAUGGAAGAACAAAUUACUGUUGAAAUAGCAGGAAGAACUGAGACAAGCAUUCCUCCCAGCUAUCGCGGAGUGACACUGCAUGGAUCGACUAAAAUCCAACAUGUUGAGUCAAGUUACUGUGCCCAUGCAGAUCCUGACGCAUCAAUGCGUAAGCUUCAGAAAACCUCCGUUAUGGAUAAAAUUCACUGCGUUGCUGGUGCUAUUACAGGGGGAGCAGCAGGUAAAUUCCAGCAAUUUGUUGAGUCAAGUGAUGGUGCCCACACAGGUCCUGAGGCAUCAACAGGCAAGUUACAGAAAGCAUCUCAAAUACAUAAAAUUGCUGAGUUGGAGGAACAGGCCAAGAAUGAUUGUGUAACAUCGGGAAAACUUCAGAACAUUUUGAAUUCUGUAGACCAAGCACCAUGUCGUUCUUCCCCAAUUAAAAGAUCCAAAUAUACGUGGCAGAAAAUAAAAGAUGUCACUUUAGGUUCAGGAUGCCAGAAUGAGGCUUUGACAACAAUGAGGGAGUCAGUCUCCAUUAGCACUUCCCAGGUUCAAACACGUGUGGUCGGAGGUUGUUUGAAAUCAAAAGCCCCAUUUCCACAUAAAACACUUAAGAAACAAAGGAACAACACUCCUGUUUGCAGCAAAGUGUGCAAGGGAAGGAAAGCAAAGUAUGUUUGGGUUUCAAACACUGUCAAACCAAGCCAGCCUAUAAGAUCCAGUGAGUUGACUUUGAAGUCUGUAUCACCAAAGUUGAUUAAAAGUGCCACAAAAUAUGUUGCUAUGGGAGAAGAUGGUACAACACUCAAUCCAAGCCUGGAGCUCAGAUCUUUGGGAAAGCAGAAAAAGGCUGGGUGCUGUCACAAGAGAGAAGCUUUGUCGAACAAGUACUGCUGGAAAGCAACGGAGACGGCAUCCCCUUCAAAGUCUCUCUAUCAAUGGGAUUCACAGGACUCCUACCAGCCAGGACCUGCAGGACAUCGGAUGCGAUCUAUAGCAUUGAAGAAGGCUGAGUCUGCCACUGAUGUCCCGAAGAAGAUAUUGAGUGGGUCUGGAUGUUCUCAUUACAAAGUGAAGAGCAAAACUAAAAUCAUCAGGAGAACUGGAAGUUUGAGCUCACCGACUGAGAGGAGGAUCAAUCUUAGUGGACCACUGAUGGUAAAAAAUCGGUACUUGCUCACCAAGAAGAGCCAUGCACACGGGAAAUCUUCCCCAACUCUGAAAAAGACACCUGGGAAAGGACUUGUGCAAAUCAGUAAACAUAGGCUGCAAAGGCUGCCAUCAUCAGGACUGCAUGGAACUACAAAGCCAGGUCUAACUUUCUCAUCCUCUGUGAAGAGCCCUUCAAAUAACCGAUUAAUCAAUACGAGGUAUAAAAUAGUGAAGAAGAAUGCAGGUUGGAAUAGUUCAUUGCCAGAUGCCUCAUGCUGUGUCUCCUGGAAGGCCAAGAAGGUCAACAGCUCCAGCUCAAGGUCACCGCUCCUGAACCGAGCGAGGCUGAGCAGCAAUUAUAGAUUCCUUCAGCAGAGAUGGAAAAUGAAAGGCAUGCGUUGCAUCGGGGGCGUGCUGUACAGUGUAUCUGCCAACAAACUUUCUAAAAGCUAUGCUAAUCCUGUCAAAAGUGGAAUCACAAGCGCAAGGAGCACUGUGAAAUCAGUCAAGUUGGAAGCUGAUUUCGAUAGCAGUGGUCUCUAUUUGCCCAGCAGCCUGACCAAAGCGGUUGCUCAUCGGCACAUUGCAAGUCGUGCUGUGCAGCGUAGCUUGGCUAUAAUCAGACUGGCCAAGCAGAAGAAAUCCAAGAAGAAAGAAUAUUGCAUGUACUACAACAGGUUCGGAAAGUGUAAUCGAGGGGACAAUUGUCCCUACAUACAUGACCCUGAAAAAGUAGCAGUCUGUACAAGAUUCCUACGUGGAACGUGCAAAAGAACAGAUGGAACAUGUCCUUUUUCACAUAAAGUUUCAAAAGAUAAGAUGCCAGUUUGCUCUUACUACCUCCGAGGGAUCUGUAACAACAACAACUGCCCUUACAGCCACGUGUACGUGUCUAGGAAGGCUGAAGUUUGUCGAGAUUUCCUGAAGGGUUACUGCCCACUGGGAGCAAAGUGCAAGAAGAAACACACACUCGUCUGUCCCGAAUUCUCUAGGACUGGGAGCUGUGCGCAGGGCUCCAAAUGCAAGCUGCAGCACCUGCAACGGAAAAGUCACAAGCGGAAGCACACAUCUGGAACAAGUCAGGAUGCAGUAGCAGAGGACUGCGCGACUUCAAAGCAGGUCAAACUCGCAAACAAGACGGAAAGAGAACUGGAGGGGAAGACUGUGAGACAAGCAUUGACGGAGAAAAGAACUAACUCUUCUAUCAUCACUGAAGAAUUGAGUAGCAGUAGCAACAGCCAGCAUUGGCUGCCAGCAUUCAUUGCCCUUCAUUCAUCUGCAUCUUCUGAAGAGAAAGCAGAUUCCGAAGUAGAAGAAGAAAGGGCAGGUGAAGCACUAGGGAAACCAAUUCAGAUCAAGCCCCGGUUGUGAUUGACUUCUAUUGGCAAAACUGUGUCGACAUCAACCAAGUAGCUGGGAAACAGAAAGGGGACUUGCUUGAAACAGUUUAUAUACUAGCAGAUGAUACAAUUCCUACUAUUGUUUUGCACAAGCAUUUUCUGUGAUGUUUUUCUCUCUCUUGUGUAAGGACCCAGAUUGUGGGCCUGCAAGAAAACCUUCAGGAACAUCACAACUACAAAUGCAACAGUGUUUACUAAUCACCUCCACCUGCCAUUCAAGGGGAAUGAAAGUCAUUGUAUUUAUGCAACGAUUCUGGUAUGAAUUGAUCAGUUUCUGAGCCUCUGGAGUGUGUUUCGGUUUUAUUUUUCUGUCCCACAUCAGUGGAGCGACAUUUAUAAAUUGUGGUCUUUAUGAUGUUGUGGAUUCUCAGUUUUUAAAGAAAAAACUUAGCUGCCUCCAGUUUUAUAAAUAUUGUAGAGUUUUGAUUCUUGCUAUUUUGCCGGGUUUGCAGUACUGGGAACUUUGCCUUGCCUAUUUGUGGUUGACUGGUAGUAUGGUGGGAGCUUUUCUCCCCAUGUAACCCAUACAGUAUCUGUCUUGGGAAUUCUUGAUGCUUACAUUGAAUAGAAAAGUUUAAAAAAUUGUUCUAUUCUCCAGUAGUGGAGAAUCCUUACACCUAAAUGGACACUAAAUUUGCCAAAAAAAAAAAUUAAACCUAAUCCAAGCCAUUUCUAACUACCCUUAAAUCUAAUUGUAAAUGUGAACUAGCUUCCCUGAAGCUGUUUAGAUACAUUAUUUCAUCCCCUUGUGGAGUUUUUAAUUACAGUAAUGGUAAUAGUUGAAGUGUGCAUUUUGUUUGAUAUGUAGAGAUGUCCACAAAGGUUAUUAACAAUUUUCAAUUUUUUUUGUAACCAGGAUCUGUCAGCAGUCUAUAUUUUAAGACUGAGAUGUACUAGAUUAUGCCCUGCCUUCAUAUCCAAUAUAUUAGAAUGGACAAUAUUUCAAAGUAUUGAUGUUCAAUGCCGUGGAGUAGAAUUCUAGUUCGAGUCCCAGUCUACUCAGCAGCAAUGUGCACGGUGGAGUCUGUUGACAUGGCACAGCAAAGGAGAAUAAAGAUUCACAGGAUUGUCGCAACUGGGUAAUCCCUGGCACCUUCUGGCAGAUAUUCACUGCGUUUACCAAGUGGGUGCAGACGAUACUACCUGCCACCUUGGCUGCCAAGUGUGAGGCCAGGUUGAUAAAGAAGAAAACAUAAUAAUAGAAAGCAAGGGAAGCUUACCAAGAGCAAUACCUCAAGGAGUAAAAAUAGUUUUUUUUAAAAGGCGUCACUCACAUCAGUUUUGUAUGUGUGUUAGGAUAGAAAUAACUAAUUUUAUCUAUUAAGAGGAAUAAUUUGCAUUUAAUAUAUUUUAUUUUGCAUGCUGCAAGAACUGCAUGCUGAAGAUUUUGAUAUUUAAGAAAUUUCAGUACCUCCAAAUUCAGUUCCUGAUUGUGCCUAUACCGUCAAAAGCACCUUCUGCAUCAUGGAGCCAAUAAGUAAGCUGACUUUACUGGAUAACAAGAUCAGUUCAUUCAAGUGAUUUUAUGGUGUUCCAAGCACAUUGCAAAUGAGUCACUUUAGUGAGCAAUUUCCAAUGGUGGGAGAAAGGGGCAGUUGGGGAGUUUUUAAAAAUGAAUAUGUAUAAAAAAUGCAAAGGGAGUUAAUGGAAUCUGCAUGUUUUAGCACUCACUCCAAGCAAGUGCUACAUACCUACAGCCCUGUAGGCUCAGGCAGUUUAGUCGCAUUAUGAGGCCUAAGUUGAUUUUAAGUUGCAAACCAGGAAGGGCUUUAUGCGCUGACUCCUAGAUCUCUGCGUACAAUGGAGUAAGCUGUGUUAUGAGCCUGAGGCCUCCACAUCUGAUAAUGUAAAUUUGGUUGUAUCCUUAUUGUUGUUAGGGAAGAAGAGCUUUUAGUUGCAGUGGAGGAAGAAAGAUAUUGUAGUGACAUUCUGAUUGACGUCUCAUAGAAAUAUGCAUAAUAUGUUGUUAUGACAGGUUCAUAAUAUGAAUACUCUUUGCUUUUCAUUGACUGCAUGUUGGUUCUUGGAGAAUUCAUUUCUGUUUACUACUUGUUAAAUAUGUUAUAUUUUUUCUUGCUGUUUAUAAAUGAAUUUUGCUGAUGA
Molecule: messenger RNA, 5311 nt
Organism: Carcharodon carcharias (great white shark)
Lineage: Eukaryota; Metazoa; Chordata; Chondrichthyes; Lamniformes; Lamnidae
Gene: zc3h3
Product: zinc finger CCCH-type containing 3
Exons: 12
Coding region: 75-3179 (1034 amino acids)
Cellular component (GO): nucleus
Molecular function (GO): metal ion binding
Source: RefSeq, a predicted model, not a curated record